GCCGAGUUGAUAUUGGUUUACUACGCUCGUUACGGCUUAGUCUGAGAAAGUCAAGAGAGCUAUCUGAUUGGCUGUCCGUAUUCUUCCGGACUAGCGUUGUUAAAGGCCUUCGCCCGGGAAGAUAGCAUCCUUUCCAUCGACACUUCCUUCCGAACCUAUCUGCCAACUAUGGCUUCAGACGUACAGAUAACUCAUUCCGGGAGAUUCGCCUAUUGAUGGUGGCUAUAUUAUAACCAUGUACGCACCCACAAUUAUCGUUCCUGUAUCGCCUUUCGAGUUACGACUCGCUCACGGAACAUUUUUUACUUGUGCGCUUGCGCCAGGGCCAUACUAUCAUGUCUCCUUUUUUCCGUCAUGAAGAUGUUCACAGUACCGCCAUGUGGCCCCCUGGGACGGUGCGGCUUGAGGAUAUGGCUGCGGCGGCCAAGAAAGAUAUCAUCUUACAGCCAAGACCAUCCAGUGACCCUAACGAUCCCCUGAACUGGUCACUCCAGCGUAAAUACUGGAAUUUUGUUCUGGUCUGCCUAUACGUCGCAAUGGUUGCAGAGUUCAUCAACGCUUCAACUCCAACAUGGGGGCCAAUGAACGAAGAGCUAGGCUACAGCUACGAGAUCUUGAACGACAGCUACGCAGCGGGCUGCGCCGCUCUGGCACUCGGUUCUCUCAUCCUCAUACCGUUUGCUCUCAAGUUCGGUCGUCGGCCCCUGUACCUCUUCAGCACGGUCCUACAGUUCGCUCUCAGUAUAUGGUCCGCCAAGAUGCAGACGGUCGCCGACCUGAUGCUUAUCAACAUACUGCAGUGCUUGUUCGGAAGCUUGGCUGAAGCCAUUGUCCAAAUGACAGUUGCCGACGUCUUUUUCGUGCAUCAACGGGGCAGGAUGAAUGCUAUUUAUGUUUGGGUGUGGUUGGCAUGCAGCUAUCUGGGGUCGUUCAUCGCUGGAUAUGUCGCACAAGGCGAAGGAUGGAGGGCGAUCUGGUGGUGGAAUACCGGCUUUUUCGGUAUCAUCGUUUUCAUCGUCGCGUUCGGAUACGAAGAGACCAAGUAUCGCCCGAGCGCCCCCUCUUCACUUGCAUUGGACGCCUCUCCGCCGUCGACUCAUGUCCACAGCUCAGAUCUCGCUCAGGCCGUCAACUCGUACGACAAGAUGGACGUGGCGGAUACGAAGCCGCCGGUAGAUACGCAGACGAAGACCGACUCGAGCCAUGAUCCAGCUCAAGCAGUCGAAGAAGGCUCGUUGCAAAAUGUCCAUUCUGUCAUGAUUGACCCCAACAUUCCGAGAAAGACUUACUGGCAAAGACUGGCAAUCACGACCUCGACUUCGUCCUCAGGCGAAAGUAAUCAAGCAUUUCUGAGACAUAUGUACCAGCCACUGAUUCUACUCUUCACCAUACCUGCCAUAACAUACGCAGCUUUGGUCUACGGUAUCCUCGUUGGGCUGGGAGACGUCAUGUCAACUACUAUGUCAACGUUCUUGACUGAGCCUCCUUACAACUUUUCCUCAGGCCACGUCGGUCUCAUGCAUCUGCCCCGGGUGAUCGGUGUCACGAUUGGUGCUGCCAUCGGCGGCCCCUUAAGUGAUUGGACGAUCUUGUAUCUUUCUCGCCGAAGGAAUGGUAUCUAUGACCCCGAGCUGCGACUCUGGGCCAUCAUACCCUUCCUGCCAUUUGUUCCCGCAGGUGCGCUCAUGUUUGGCAUCGGUCUUAACAACGGUGCUUCCUGGCCGAUCAUUGCUGUUGGGCUGGUCUUGUACAACAUUGGUGUCACUCCGAUCAACAGUAUCAUUGUGACAUAUCUGACCGAUUCGUACAGAGAGGUUAUCGGCGACGCAAUGGUCGCGGUUACUGUGGUCCGCAACUCUUUCAGCACUGCCUUCAUCUUCGCCCUUACUCCAUGGAUCGCGGUGGUCGGGGUCAAGUGGGUCUUCGUCACUAUUCUUUUGAUUGCAUGCGCCAUCUUGAUGGCUUCCGGCGUCUUUAUCAGAUGGGGAAAGACCUUUCGACACAUGUUUGCCCCAAGAUAUGAGUAUUAUGCUCUCCGGCAGUACAAGGAGAGGUAACCAAACAGGGUUGGACUGUCAGUCUAGAAGAAAAAGUGAGAAGACUCAUGGUCGCAUGAUUCAGCGCGCCAGCGUUAUUAGCAGUAGUAUUAUCCCAAGAACAGAAUAAGGAGCUACGUUACUAUUCUAUAGACCAAGUUCGAAUAUAUGAUAGCCCUUAGUUGGCUUGCUGGGACUCACC
This is a messenger RNA of Exophiala viscosa, 2238 nucleotides long. RefSeq names its product serine/threonine kinase 16. NCBI's taxonomy places the organism in Eukaryota, Fungi, Ascomycota, Eurotiomycetes, Chaetothyriales, Herpotrichiellaceae. Gene Ontology annotation, molecular function: transmembrane transporter activity. Gene Ontology annotation, cellular component: plasma membrane. The transcript is spliced from 2 exons. The record is from RefSeq and is a predicted model, not a curated record. Bases 336 to 2057 code for a protein of 573 amino acids. Gene Ontology annotation, biological process: transmembrane transport.